Messenger RNA from Porites lobata, 15414 nucleotides. Lineage: Eukaryota; Metazoa; Cnidaria; Anthozoa; Scleractinia; Poritidae. The record is from the annotation of a GenBank genome assembly.
UUUUCUGCAGGAUUCUUAACCGAUAUCCAGAGCUGCUUACCUAGGAAAGUUUUGAUAACAUUAGGUGACCCUGACUAUCAACAGUUUCCAUAUUUUAUUGAAGCGUACAGAUGUAAUGGUGUUUGUUCUACGUCGUUUACGCCAAAAGAACAGCAAUGUAUCGCGGUGACGUGGGAGAAUAUCACGGGGAAUGUUUUCGACCGGACCACUCUGUCUAUAAAGCCAAUUACUGUUCAGAAUCACACCAGUUGUAACUGUCAGUGCGUUGCAAAGGCGGAAGAUUGUUCCGAGAAUGAGCAAUUUGACAAAGGCAAUUGCCGUUGUGCUUGCAAGUACACCGAUGAACCACCCAAUCCGUGUCCUGAGAGAUUUAGGUUCGUUUGGUUAUUUCUUACAUUUUGGUUUUACGCUUACAAAGAGUUCUCGUAAGGGUCUUAGCAUCUCGAAAUUCUUACUCUAUUCCGCUGCACGUCCCCCUGUAUUGCUUUUAAGACACUCCCAUUUUUGUCUUGGAUCUGUUGCUAUGCGGGAGAAGAAGAAACUGUCAAGCUUCUGUUUAUACAAGAGAGACUGACUGCAAUGCAACAAACUUCGCCUAAAGCAAUGCAGUUGAACCCCUCUGAAGCAGGAUGGGAUCAUGGGCUCGAUAUCAUGGGGUCUCUCAGGCAGAGUUCACAUUUGUUGCCCGGCAUAGACUGCAAGCAGUCUCUCUUUUGCUCGAAAUGCUGCCAGUACCCACGCUAUAGUUCGGGCACGGUGCCGGUGCUCGAGUACAAGGUCUUGACCUUGUACUCGUGCAAUAAAGUGGACACCGGAACUAAACCAAUUUGUUAGUUUUGGGGGAGUCACUACUUUGUACUAGCCGCCAAGCUCAUGAUUCAACACGGCGUCUGACAGGGCGAAAUAGAACAAUUAUGUUCACAGUCACAUAUUGCCAUGGGUACUCAAGGUGUGAAUACAACACACAACACUAUUUUGUGCGGGUACCCAGGCACUGAUUCCUUGGCACCAAUAUAGUGUGGACAGCCCCUUUAAUAAGUGAAACUCCAAACAACGAAUUGAAGGAAAGCGAUAUGUAUUAUGUGGCUAAGUUGGUAGAGAGAGGUUUACGUCAAAAGGCAAACGUUCAUUCGUACCACGUGACCAUGUGUUUCAUUCACUUGUCUUUUACUGUUUUACCUUGUUUAAUAUCUGUACAAAAUGGUAGUACUUAUCUGGCCAUUUCCUAAUUUUGAGAGAUUUCCAGCUUGAAUCUUGCCUUUUGCCCUAUUAGGGUUAUAAAGUCCACAACUGUAAAAUAGUCUGUUGAGACAGGAAAAAAAUCCGAUUUCAAAAUCGCCCGGUUGAUCCUAGUCGGAUGAAUCUCGUGACAGUCACGAGACUCAUUCAGUGAAUGUCAGAUUCAUUGUGAUUUGUCCUGUUUCUCUUGUUUAAGGUGGAAUAAAGGCCGGUGCAAGUGCGUAUGUUCAGGACCAGUAGAGUUUUGUAACAGUAAACAGGUAUAUACGAUAUUGCCUCGUUGAUGCAGACUCUAAAGGGAGAGAACCAGGUGUCCAUAUUAUACACAUGUCAUAGAGAUACGGGCUGUACAAAGUUUCACUUCUUUGACACCUGGAGAACUGUGUGUAAAGUUGUUCGUACCCUGGAAGUGUCCGUGAUGUGACAUUCGCCCAUACACUUUUGUGCCGCCGAUAUGUGUAUAUGAAAGUCAAAAGGGGCUUGGUUCAAAAAAUGCUAAUCCUCAUGUGGGAUUUCGUUGUUUUUAUCCCUAACCCACCGCCAAAAAUUUCAGUGUUCACCAUCGAGAUCUUAUACACAGACUUGAAAGACUACUUCUCUCGAAUGUUCGCUUAAGGAAUGAAAUAGUUGUAAUUAAGAAUUUUUUAACCUUGAACAUCUAGAUAUGGAGUCCCGAGGUUUGUGGCUGUAUUUGCAGUCGUUUUGCAGUGGAAUCGUGUAAAGAUGAGCAAAAAUAUCUCAAUGCUUCAACCUGUGCGUGUGUAGCAUCUGCGCCGAAGUCAACUAACCCUGGAGUAGCGGGCGAAAGAUCCUGUAAGUAGAUCAGGCUAACUCCUAACUUCAGCUCAUUUUGAUUGAAUUGCGUAAUGCAAUUUCUAAAACUAAGGUAGUUUUCAGUGUCUGAAGACAAAAUCAAUCCAAAGAAUCAUUCGACACUGAGUAAAUACAUCUAGCUGGCAGUAAGUAACAUAUGAACUGCCUGGUAACAUUAUUUUGGUCAGCGAUUCCAUACUAUGUCACUGUGAACUUUCUUGCCUGAAAUACGCGGUCGUGUUAUACAGUGGUAAAAUAUCUACGUUUGCGUUGAAACCCUCCACCAAACGCGGGAACACGCGAGCAAGUUAUGAAUGCUUUUGUUUUCAAUUCUUAUUGGGCAAGCAGGUCGCGGGCGAUCUAUGACCUUCAUGAUCACAUCCAAAACUAUCCUGCAUAACAGGCGCAUUAUGAGCCACGCGAGGGUUUUGCGUUUCUCGCAAAAUGCCGCGUUCGCCUCGCGUGGCUCACUAAGUGCCUGUUGUACAGCUUAUACAAAACUAGACUGCUUACAGUCCGCCUUUUCUCUUAAAAUUCGGCUAGUUCUUAUCUCAGCCUACGCGACCUGCAAGUGCUUGAGUUUCGUUCGUGUGUAGUAACUUUGCAAAGAAAAAGAAGAGACUGCUAGUAGUCUGAUGCAAAACUAGACAAAGUAUGUCUGACAAUCAAGUGAAAGGUUCUUGGAAUCUCUUUCUGUUUAUGGGUGUACUCACAAAGCGGUUUUCCUAAGCGUUUUCAAGUUUUCCUAACUUAAUUAGUAUUUUUUUUGUUUAUCUUUGCAGCUGAAGAAGUAAUGGACUGGAAGAGGAUAGCUUGGGUGAUGUUAGCUGAGCUGAUUGUUUUAUUAUUACUCUUUGAUCUAUACCUGUGCUGUAGAUAUGAAAAAGGAGUCAUUCACUGGAUACUUGACAAGUGCCGUUUCUCCUCUAAAGGUAAACAUUUCAAUUGCGAGGAAUGUAAUACUCGUCUUGUCACGGAGCGUGGGACAAAGAAAACCUUUGAUUUCGCGAAGGAAUUCGAACGGUGACCCCGCCCUGUAAUCUCCUACCCAGAUCUCUUAUCGUCAACAAGAGAUCUGGGUACAAGAUUACCCGUCCUGCCUGUUCCCCCGCCCCACCCCUCUCCUCUCCUCUCCGUACGGCAAUUUAUUUUCGCGGGUUGUAAUUCUUACGAAUUUUUGCCUUUUCUUUCACGAUCCGCAAAAAGUUCUCUUUUCCGAUGGCAAAAUGAUAAACAUAUAAACAUUUGAUAACUAGUUUCCAGCACAACGACAUUUUAUCUUAAACGUGUAGAACAGUGACGAUUGCUAGCAUGUUUUCCCGCUAAAAUGACUCUGAUCAGGCGCGCACACUACUAAGAGUUGUGAAAAUCGCUCCCGUAGUCAUUCCCAUCUUAGAAUCUAAAGGUUUCUAGUUUCAAGCUGAUUCAAGUUUCAAGUUUAAGGAUUAUAUAACAAUCUGUUUACAAUCCGAUGAUCCUACUGACCUGCAGGUAGCUAACCUAAUCGGGGCGGAUCAGUCUCACACGAUCUAAUAUUACAGAUUUCAAAAAAAGAGAGCUACAGUUUGAAAAAAGAGAUUAACAAAGUAACAGUCGACAAAAUCUUAGCAAAAUUCAAUGGUUCGCAGAGCUCUUAUGAACGCGGCCUCUCAGCUCUAUCGCACGUCAAGAGUCACUGAUGCAAUGUCUUUCAUAGCCUGCAGUGCAGGCGUUUUCUUUGAGCGCGCAAUUUGCUCGCGAAAGUGCCAUGUUGAAACUUUCCGAAGAGAGCAGGAGAUGGGGCGUCAAUAUUUUGAUACCGAGGAAAGCGACUCCUACCACAUCAAUAAAGCUUGCAGGACUAUGAUUUUAAUAGAAAGAUACAACUGCAGUUUACGGUGUUAGUUGUAUUGCCUGUACUUUACCAAAAUAGUCGCAUGAAUUUUGAAUAUUAUACUACUACAUUAGAAAUUUCUGCAAUUUGAUUGGCUUAGAGCAGUGGUAUUUCAGCUUAAUUUGAAAUACCUACAUGGGAAAAUUACAAACCUUUUGUGGGUAGUAGUAUAAACAAAUAAUAGCAUGAUUUGCACUUGAUAUUUGGCAUAAAUACCACUUGUGACAUUUCAAAAUUGUCGUAUAACAAUUUCGUAUAACAAUUUUGAAAUAUCACUCGUGAUAUUUAUGCCAAAUAUCACCACAAAUCAUGCUAUUACCUACACUAAUUGCUAAGAAACCCUAAAAUUUUAAAUUCCCACAGAGGAAAACCAGACACUGGGAGCAAUCAAUACCUGUUAUCAAAAUCCCAGUCUCUUUCUAACAAGUUAACUGCUAAUAAACAGGAAAUAAUGGACGGUGUAACCGGCUGACAUCGCAAAGAUAAUGUUGUAGCGUUGGAAAAGGGCCAAAGUACAUAGAUUUUUUAAUUUUAUGUUGUGAUUAAUGAAGGAAAUGGUCAGAAUGAAAUUGGUGUAUAUCGCAAUGAAGUAAAGCGGCAACCGUUAACAGUUUUCCUUUUUUGUAAUCUUAAGGAUCUGUUUCUUGCAGAUGCUGCUACAGACAGUGAAAAGCAAAAAAAUGCAAACAGACCAAACACAGGAGGGGUUACAUCUAACGGAACUGCAAGUUUUGAUACUGAAACUCACAAUCACAGUCCCUCCUUGAAUAGAUGUAAAUCGAGGGAAAGCAUAGUCUAAGCUGAAUAACGAAUUAAGGAAGGUCAGCAGGUGAAAAGAUAUUAAGGACAAGCUGGAUAUAGUAAACGUUUUCCGUACAGCUACCUCUCUAUGACAGACACCAUAACAUGGUGGACACCUGGUAUUACGUUUCGUAUUGUACCAUAUCAAACGGGGUACAUUACCAGGCCUCUUGACAUAUGUUAGUAUCACAUCGAAUGCCGACAUCUGAUGUUUCAAAGUUCUAACGUUAUCGAUUAAUUCAUCAUCUGCGUGUGCUGUACACUAAGGAAUGCAGUGGUGGCAGAUUACUGUUGGAGUUUACCAGGACAGACAGCUGCUGCUUAAUUAAAAACAUGGUGGAUUCUUAUAUUUCUAGUAGCAUUUGAAAAAGAAAUCUAUGCCACAAAUAAGGCUAAGGGCAAGGCCACAAAUCCAAGUCAAACUUAAGACUAAAAUAGUUUUAACUGAUUUUAUCUCAGAAAUCUCAGGUACAUUACACUAUGCUCUGUUAAUGAUACCUACCGGAAGUGGAAUCCGUGUAAUAGGGGGUGGGGAUGCUCGUCGUCCCGGGGGCGGAAUCCCUGUGAAAGGCGAGGAUGCUCGUCGUCUCGUUCAGGGGUGCAUGCAAAUUGCAGAUUUUGGCGUCACUUUGGAUGUUCAGGAAGGAACAUCAAUACUUCCAGUUAUGAGCGUAUCUUUUUGGGCUGUGUUUGAAAAAAUAAAAAAAGGAAGAAAAAGUUCUCCAUGAAAACGUCUUCAGCUGAAACGAAAUCAGUUAUUUGGCUGUCUGUUUGGCUAUCUUUUAGGGGUCAAAUAUGCUCUUGUACCACACCUAGACUGGACUCAUUUCAACUUUCCGACAAGCAUUCACGCCCCUUUUCACAUGGAAUUCCCUUCCCUAAUGAGUAGACUUGUUGAUGAGGGCAGCGAUUUGAAAAAAAGGACAUGAGGUAGGGGUUCAUCGCUCCGUUUUGCGACUGCAAAAUAUGUAUGAAUAAAAGAUGUUAAUCGUUUUCUGAACACCCGUGUGACACCUUUCCCAUUCGCCAAUAUCCUUUUUCAAACCUCUAAAUUGAUGCGCUAUUCUGGUCUCAAAAACCGUACUCUUGAACGCGGCAGAUACCUCUGUAGCUAUACAUACAGCUGUAAGAAGGAGUAACCCCCUACGAUCAAUAACAGUAGAAACAGAUCAGAGUCCUGGGGCAUUUCUCAAUUUUCUUUACAUGUAAAAAAAGCAUAAGAAAUCACCAGCCUCUCAGUUCUGAAUGAAUACAAAUAUAUUUAAAAGAAAACUUUGUAACGAGCCAAGAUGUUUACAGUUACGUUUUACUUUCAAAACGCUGAGCAUAACUCGACAUAGAAAGGAAGCAACAAGGAGUCAGGACAGCGCAAAGUUUUUCAUUUGUUUCCUUUCCUCUUUGUUUUGUGACCGAGAAUGUAAACUACUCAAAUAUGUUAAGUUUAAGUUUGUAUAUGUCACAUUAAGAGUUUUAUGAUUCAAAGGAGGCUUCUUUACCUUUUGUAUUACAAACAAAGUUAAAAUUUGAAUUAAAAACCGUUUGUACAAAAAAGAGAAUUUUGUGUACGUUUAACUUAGUUCAGAAUAAUGAUAAUCAUAAUAAUUAUAAUAAUUCAUUGUUAUUAUUAUUCCUUGUUAUAUUAUUAUUAUAAUUAAUACUCGCCCAAAGAAAUAAUUCAUAACAAGGUUAAGAAUCCAAGCUAGUAGUAGGUACCAUGUGGUAGGCAAUAAGGAAGCUAAUUACCAGCAUGGCUGAGGAACACAGGACGACCAAGAAAAAAUCCAGCUAGUGGUUAGGGACUGCGGGCCUCAAACCCGGGAUCGUUCCAAGGAUAACUAGUCCGGAACGCUGACCACUCGGUCAGAUCUUCACUGCGUUUUUUGUAGCUCGACCAGGAGAAACAGCAACGCAGCCAGUCAAACAGUGGCCGCGUGGCUACUAUGCUAACUUACGGUGUACCGUAAACUUCCGAUUAUACCCCCUCCCCCCCAUUUAUGGACCCAUCUACCUGUAAACAGAAAAAUACAUCCAGUAAUAAGCGCCCCCUCCCCCGCCCCCGACGUUUUGAAGCUUAAAAAAGCGAUGGAAUUCAAAAAGGAGUUUGAUCAGCACUAUUAUGUAGUUUGUUUUGAAACACUUUUUUUUUUUGUCCGGUUACAACGCCACCCCCCUCCCCCUCCCUCCCCGAAUAUAAGCGGCCCCGUUUAUAAGCCCUCCUAAAACCCCUAGUCUGCUACACAGCCGUUUUUAGAGUCGUCACGCAAUGCUCCUCCCCACUAACGGCCGUUUGUGGGGAGGACCGUUGCGUGACGACACUGAAAACGGCUGUGUAACAAACUAUAAAACCCCUUACGAAGUUGUAUAGGUCCAGUAUAAUCGGAAGCAGUUACGGUAUCUCAAAAAUGUCUACAAAGGACAGGCUGUUGUUAAACAAACUUUUUCUAGAGGACUGGCUUCUUUCAUUACACCCUUGUGCUGUAAAAAGCCAACAUUUAUCAGGGGAGGCUGGCACGUUCACAAACUUGCCUACGUAAACCAACGAGGCAGGCGGUUCCGCGAAAGGGAAGGGAAACUGGCACGCGCGAGAAUCCACGCAGGUUCAGUACAUGUCCCGGGUCUUUUCCAACCAAAGCAUCCGCUCGUUUCCCAAUCUAUCCGUGUCUAUUCACAGUUUCGUCUGUGGCGCAGGCUACGUUCAGACCGUAUUGAAAUUAUUCUAAUAUGCUCCAUAAAGAUUUCUUUUUCAUUGCCUAAUAAUUCCGGAAUCACAAUUUAGUGAUUAAAAUUUCUUAGCUUAUUUCAUAAGAUAAGGAGACCAAACUCGGCAUGAAAUCAGCAUGGAAUGUUUUAGAGUUCUUAAAGAGCAAAAUGAUCUACGUAAUCUAUUUAUAUAAGCAAAUAGAUUUUAUUACUGAAACGUAAUUCCGGUAGAAAAUACAUGAAUAAACACUCACGACAUUAUUAGGUAAAAGAACAGAAACCUUUAUGAGGUGUCAUUUCAGAUCCACACGGUGUUUGGUUAAAAAAAGUUAACAAAUAUUUAUCGUUAUAUAUUUUUCAUUAAAUAUCACGUCCUUUGUCUUUGGUCCUCUUCAUGCAGUGAUUAUGACGUCAAGGCCUUUCCUAAUUAUCAAACACAGGAAGCCAAUUUUUUCAAGGGCUGACCCAGGCGCCUUUCUAAGAAAAGCAGGAACUAUCUUCCGGAACUAUCUCUUCUCACUAAUUUCUGGGACCUUUGACAAGUGGAACAAAGCCAGGAUAUUGUUAAAGCCUGAUGGGUGGCAUUGAUUUGUUUUGUUUUGUCCGCCUUGGACGCCGUUCAAAUAGACUAAACAGUUCACGUCCUUGCCGUUUCACUACUCUGAAACUUAUGAGGUAGGCUUGUGGCAAGUCUAUUCAAACCUCAGUGCAUCUUAGAUGUUUCGAAAACGGCACGCCCCUGACACCACGCUAAAUAUAUUCACAAUAUAAAAAUGGAAACUAAUAAAGAAUAAAAAACCUCAUUGCCAUCGAGAGCCGCUAAUGAAGGCCACGAAGUACUUUGGGUCUGAAACUGGUGGAAUGCCGGGCGGAUAUCAAGUUUUUCACAGUUGGUUUGUGGGCGGCCUUCUGUGCGAGAGGACACGACUUUGAUUCCCAGGUGUGACCUCAAAUCCUUGUUGUGAAAUGCCGAGUGCACCGUCGGCCUUAAGCAGUGUCAGCAGUCCGAGUUGAAAGUUAUUUUAAGCUACCGAUGUAAAAAAAAGACGCUAUACCUUUACCGUUGCUUUUACCUUUACAAAUAAUUCUACCGACUUUUUACCUGUUAUGUCUUUCUUUUGUCUGGAUUUAGCUAUACCUUUUUUCCGGCUCAGCAAAAGGAAGGUUCCAUCUAGUCUCCUGUGAAGCCUUAAAUUGUCUUAAAGUGAUAACAAACUAACGCAUUUCCGUUCUCUUUCUGUCUCUUUCUUUUUUUUAUUGUAAAUACGACAAAACGUGGAAUUAACAAACUUUUUUGGGUGUUACCUGCUUAUGCAGCCUUUGCUGAGACUAAUGAUAUUUCCUAAACCCUUUAAACUUUACAUUGCGGUAUAAAGCUUUUAAAUACGAUUCGGAAGGUUAGUAAACCCGCGGGGGGGAGGGUAACUCCUAAGAAUAACAACUGAGUUUUUUUAAAGUAUGGGAGAUAUGUUUCCGUUUGAGUGUAAGGAUUUCUUUCACUCUGCUGAUUGAAGCCACAGGAUACAGAAACGCAGAAACUCUACUGAUACGAGUAGUACAGCUGGAGUACAAUAUGUCACUGAGGAACUAACUCAAAAUUAAUCUCAAAUUUGAUAUUGAUGUUAUCUCUAAUAUCUAGUGUAUAUGGUGGAUGUUAUAUACAAUCCAAGCCAGUGUAUUACAAAUCUUCCUGUCACGCUUACGCGCUUGCAUCCAGUCUCCAUUGACGUCAUCGCGGGCCGGAAGCAAUAAUCAUGAAAUAAGCUAAAACGCAGCUUAGCAACAAAGCUUACAUUCUGACUUACAACUCAAAGAGAACCUGUUACUGAAAUUCUCAAACUACCUAAGAGCUGAAUUAUAAAGGUGAGUAAGGCAGAUUUUCUCCAAAGUUUGAUAUGUUACGCGAUAAUAACCGUUUAGACUCACUAAGUCUACGCCGGGCACAUGCGUAACCUCCACUAUAAGCUGUGAUCGUAGUCAUUUGUCUUUUAUGAUGCAUAUCGGAUGUUGUAUUGAUGCUCAUCUUUAAAUGCAAAUUUCACGCACUAGUUGAAUGAUUUUACGCCGCCAAAAGAAAGACAGAGAUCAGAAGUGUCAUUCAUAAUCAUUCUUUUUGUCGAUGCCACUUUCCUUUAACAAGCGGUGUAGUAACGUUGUAGUAGCGUGUAAUCGGAAGAGUCAGAUAAGAAAGGACAUCUCCUUACAUUAUCUCUUCAGACGAAACUGCCUCAGAAUUGAAAAACGGUGCCGGUAGAGGUCAUAUAUAGACGGUAUGUAUUUUACGGCACACGAUAAUGAAUGCCCUGCUCAUAUUCCCAAACAUUAUGAAAAGGUUUUAAAUCUACCGCAACUAUUCUGGCUCACGACCUUUCCACAAACACCCCCUUUCGACGCCUGUUACGCAGGCUAGACUUAAAAAGUGCGUUUUCCAGUAGCAACGAACCAUUAACUGAGUUUUGUUAUUGUGCAAGAGAUUGUUGAAUGUGACAAGCAGAUCGUGACGACGGGGAUUCUUAGGACUGGCGUAGGGACUAAGCCGGACUUCAGGGGACUUGAAAACAUGCUCAGUGUUAAUCCUCAAAGAUGAUCAUAUAGCCGUCUUCAUUCCGGUGUACUGCCAAGGAUAACAAGAGAUGGCAGAAAGAUAAUUGUCAGUCUAUUUUGACACACAAAUUAGUUCUGAAGUCUUCGAUGUUUUUGAUCACUGCCAAUGAUCAUUGCCAAAUUAGCGUAAUCUUACUUAAUGAUUACUCACUCAUUUAUGACCGCGAUCCGCACAUGUAGCACUAGAAUUACUGUAGCUGUCCACGGUAUAGAUACAUUCCGAUAUGUACUUGGAGAGAUUAUUUUCACUCACAACAAACACUUAAAAAACCAGGCCUGCCACCUACCGCUUAAUUAAUCUUUGUUUUGUUUGCGCCCACGAAAUCCGAUGAAUAUGUACUGUAUACAACUUUCAUCAACUCUUAGUUGAAGGUUCGCUCAAAAGAAUAAGUUUCUGUUUUCUCGACUUAGAAAGAACUGGCCCUGACUAUGUGAUAGUAUAGUGCUCGAAAAUUUCUCUUGGACAAUCAGUAUCGAGACAGCUAAUAAAAUCACUUUAAUGUUCAAAAAAGUACGUUUUAAAGGAAUUAUUUAACUGUAACUGUGUGUGGCAACAAAAAAAUCUAAAAACUAAUCUACUUGAAAAUCAAUUCAUUAAUCUAUGCGAAGACGAUGACAGCGAGUGACGUUAGAAUAACUGAUUUUUUGUGCGGCUCUAAGUGUUUCGCAACGGUGAACCUUUGGAUGAGUCAGAAAUGCUUUAUUGCGCGUUCAAGGCUCAUUAAAUAAUGCUUGAGCAAAAAUUUAACCAAAUUUAUCAGUCUUAGUUUGUGAACAUGUGCCUUAAAGUCUCCAAGUUGAGGACUCUGAAACCACGAAAAGUAUUAUUCUUUUUGGAAUCGCUAACAAGGCGCUACUCAACGCAGGAAAUGGUUUACAAAAGACAUUAAAACCGCCCAGAAUUCUUCAGCUUUUUACAAUUGGAAACCAAAGAUACUCUAUGAAAGAAAACAUUUCGCAAAAGGCUACUUGAAUGUAUUGUUGUAGACGGUGAGUUUUUCCGGGCUGUUGUUGAAACAGGAAGCCCAACCCAUGUAUUUUAUUUUAUCCCCGAGAUCGAGAUAUCGGGCACAAAUAAUAUAAAAGAAUCUUUCGUUUUAGUUUGACCUUAAAUCCUCUCUUCACCCUAGGGAUCAGUUUGCUGUUAAAUCUUUUACUGAUCCAGAUCCUUUUUUAUGUUUUGCUGAUCUGUUUGAACGUCAACUCUAGACUUAUGCUUUAGUUCAGUGAUAUACAAAUCACUUUCCAAGUAACUUGAUCAAGUUCGGAACUCGUAUAUGGUUGAAUUCAGUCUAAACCAAUUACGGGUAUGUCGCGAUGGAUUUCCUAGCCUUGUGCAAAAGGAGAUGUAGUGAAUCACCUUAGCACCUCAUCUUUAGUACGUUGUAGCGCUAAGCUGAGCGCAUUAUUGAAGCACGGAACUAACAUUUCAUCCAGGAGGACUAGUAAUACUAAGGAUCGUGAGCAUAUUUAUUUAUAAUAAUGCUGCAGGUCAUAUUCCCCUCUUUUUCGUUUUAACAGAAUGUACUUAAAGGGAUUUUUUUUUCUCACUUCAGUUACGCCUGCAGUAAAGGAAAAGGGAGGAUGGCGAACAAGGCUUUGAUUUGUUCAACUUUUCUGAUUCUGCUAGAGCUGUUGGAUUUGAUUGAUAUCGCUGCCAGCAAAGGUUAGUUACUUGUAGUCUUAGUUGUAAAAAAUGCGUGAGAAAAUCAACUCUGUGCCUAUAAGCUAAUCAAGGUGCAGGGGAUAUUGGGUACAUUAUUAGGUUUCUCCUCUGUCAGCUGAGAUUUGCUACAUAUCAGCAAGCAUGUAAUUAACAAGGCUAAGAUAAAUAACCUUCAGGCCUGUUAUCAAAGAUUCCUACAGCUGUAACCUAAGUUUAAUAUUCUGGCUUUCUACUUUUAAUUUGACGGCAGCGUGAUGGGAACAUAAAUGCUGUAAUAACGUUGAUGGCGAUGACAAUCACGAGGACGACGACGACGAUGAUGGUGGUGGUGGUGGUGAUGGUGGUGGUGAUGGUGGUGGUGAUGGCGGUGGUGAUGAUGGUGGUGGUGGUGGUGAUGGUGGUGGUGAUGAUGGUGGUGAUGAUGGUGGUGGUGAUGGUGGUGGUGAUGGUGGUGGUGGUGGUGGUGGUGGUGAUGAUGGUGGUGAUGAUGGUGGUGAUGAAUGAAAUGAUACGAUGAUGAUAAGAAUAAAAAUUACGUUAUAAACGCAGCGAAAAUUACUAGUUGGCGGUUGACUUCACGAUGGCCACGUAGGAUGAAAGAACAAAAGCUUUUCCCUCCACUGGGAAAUUAACUCUUUUUUCAUGUCUGCUUUGUAACUUGGUUGGUUGCAAACCAAGAAUAUCAAUGGAAUACUUACCAUGAUUUUUUUUUUUACAUUUUCUUUAGUACCUCCCUCGGUUUUGUGCGGUAAACCUCACGAGACAGUGGUUGCCUUGGAUCCUUCAAAUCAUGCGUACUAUCCAUUUUAUGUCAAGCUUCACCGCUGCAUGGGCUCUAAGGGUGCACUUAGUCCUAAGGUGCGUCGCUGUGUGCCCAGUGGUUUCGAAGAAUUGAACAUUCCAGUAUAUGAACCAGCAAAAAAUUAUAAGCGAACGAAUCUUUUGGUUAAAAACCACACGAGCUGCACAGACGAGUGUGUGGCUAGCCCUGAAAUGUGCAAUCUUGUCCUGGAAAAGUGGGAUGAGGAAUCAUGCACUUGCCAAUGCAUGUACCCGGAUGAGCCACCGAAGGAGCAUGCUUGCAAGGAACGGUUCAGGUACGUUGAAAUCACAUCGGGAGCUUCCAAAGUCCCUUUCCCUCAGGUUUCGAUUAUUGAUCGCCUGGACAGACUUUGGAGCCAUAGUAAAAGUAGAAAUCUAUGCGAUGAACGAAAGUCCAAGACAGUUGACCUUUUUAAGCCCAACUCAUACGCCUCGUUGCUUUGUUCUAGCCAUUUGGGGUCAUCCAAAAAACAGGCUACACGCUGCGCCACUGAGAUGGGCUAACGGUCCUCAAUAUACUUACGUGAAAUUUCCCGGGGAUAGCUGAAAAGCUAAUGUACCUUACAAUGAUCAAAACGUAGCUCUUACACGCAGUGAAACACUUGGAAAAAAAAAACGUUUAAGAAUUUUAAAUCGGAAACAGCAAGCAUACCCUGCGAGCAUAGGCUCUUCGAUCUUCCUAUUUAGUUCGCGCACGAAAAACAUGAUAGCGAGUGAAGAAAUGGCCGCGUUAAUAAUUUGCCAUCUCUGCCUUUUGCUCUUUGCCGUAAGCCUGAUGCUUGAAUAUGAGCAGUGCUUCAAGUACAUUUGCUUUUAUUCUUUAAAGGUGGAACAAGCACUGGUGCAGAUGCGAGUGUGAUCGAGCACCCGAUCACUGCCCGCUGAGAAUGGUAAGACAUUUUUUCCAUUGGAAAUCGACGUCAUUUCCUAAGUUAUAACGAUUACGGGAUAAAUAGCCUUUACUUUUGUUACAUACCGAUGAGCACAGAGGUAACGCAUAUAAUAGGAGUCAUCCAACAUGGCGUACUCCCACGACUUUCGGUAUUAUUCUCUUUCUUCAAUCUACAUUCACCAUUUUAGACCAGUGAAUAUACUCGACCGCCGAUGCGGUCUUUGUUGAAGUCAGAUUUGACCGUCACAAUUCAUUUUCCAAUUUCAGUGGCUCGUAUCCAAUUUGAAGUUGUUCUAAUUUCAGGUUUUCAAUUUUUCUCUAGCGGGUAGAGUAUAGUAGGUCAUGCCCUCUGCCAUAGGCACCUGGCUAUGUACACUUGUGAAACUUCAAAAGCGAAUAUUCUCUGGAAAAACUUGAUGUUGUUGUUCUUGUCGAGGAAUCACUGAUUUUGCUACAUAACUGAUUUAUACGCAGGUUUGGAGCAAUGAAAUAUGUGGUUGUAGGUGCCAGGACAGUGCAGUCAACAGUUGCCUAGAAAUGAACAUGGGAAUUGAUGUUCAAUGCAAUUGUGUAAACGUGCAGGCCAGCGGUACGGGACCAGAAGGUAAGCGCACGCAUACAGAGAAGAACCUGUGCCUUUUCCUUUUCUGAGGCCCCAACUAAUUUCUUUUUUUUAGCUCAAUUUCAAUUGCGAAGGAGGUAAAUGAUCUAGAUGACAUCCUAUAAAUGUUGAAAUAUAUUCUCGAGAAGCACAGUUUUCUCGUAUUAACGUGGCGACCACGUUAUAAGUUAAAACCUUGCGAACAAGGCAUCAUUUUGCCACAAAUGCAUGAAGUUUUCUGGAGUCGCAGAUGAUCGCCAAAAGACUUAAUACCACAGAUUAAAUAGACGUUUUUUUAGGGCUUAGCCAUAUUAGAAAUUAACUAACUUUUGUAUGCCUAUCCCUACAGUUGAAUCUAAGAACCGCAUGUACAUUACACUUUUGAUUGGUCAAGCAGCAGUGAUUAUAAUUCUUGUUUGCGCUCUGGUGCACUGGGUACGAAAAGGAGGCAACUCCGCCCAUUCUCCUCUUGAUAGAUCAGAGUCGAGCGGGACUGCUGACGAGGAUGUAUCUACACCAUGUAAGUAUCUUUUGCAGUCGCUCAUGCCUCCUUUGAGACGUAUUUCCCUUCUUUAAAAUGUUUAGCGAUUUUUACUUAAUUUACCGUAACAACAGUACUAAGAUUUCUUUGGCAAUUGACCUAUAAGAAGCAGCUAGUGAUCUGUUGUAACACGUGAAUAAAAGGAAGAGAGGAAGGAUGAAUCAGUCAAUUGAUGAAUGAAUGAGUGAACGAACGAACGAACGAACGAACGAGUAGAUGGAUGGUGAAUGAUGAAUGAAUGAAUGAAUGAAUGAAUGAAUGAAUGAAUGAAUGAAUGAAUGAAUGAAUGAAUGAAUGAAUGGAUGGAUGAAUGAAUGGAAUGGAUGGAUGGAUGGAUGGAUGGAUGGAUGAAUGAAUGAAUGAAUGGAUGGAUGGAUGGAUGGAUGGAUGGAUGAAUGGAUGGAUGGAUGGAUGGAUGGAUGGAUGGAUGGAUGGAUGAAUGGAUGGAUGGAUGGAUGAAUGAAUGAAUGAAUGGAUGAAUGAAUGAAUGAAUGAAUGAAUGAAUGAAUGAAUGAAUGAAUGAAUGAAUGAAUGAAUGAAUAUAUACGUACAUGUUUGCAUGCAUGGUUUAAAGCAUUAUUACAUUGGAUGAACGGAUGGAUAAAUGAGUGAAUGGAUGGAUAGAUGGAUGGAUGAGUGACUGAAUGAAACCAUAAUAUGUGAAUGAAUGCAUUAUUCACACAUGGGUAUAUAAACGUAUGGGUACAUACUCUAAUGAAUGAAAUUUGUGCUGAAUCUUGCAGAUUUAGAGGUGGCGGUGGAAUCGGAAUCUACAGAGUCCUUAGAGGACAGCAAGCUGGAUCCAGAUAACCUUAGCGUCACUGUACCACUGUCACCGAAGGAAAGAACGACAGAUUUAUAG